Messenger RNA from Varanus komodoensis (Komodo dragon), 11995 nucleotides. It is a transcript of the gene BRWD3, whose product is annotated as bromodomain and WD repeat domain containing 3. The record is from RefSeq and is a predicted model, not a curated record. Gene Ontology annotation, molecular function: protein binding. Gene Ontology annotation, biological process: cytoskeleton organization; regulation of cell shape; regulation of transcription by RNA polymerase II. Bases 43 to 5418 code for a protein of 1791 amino acids. Gene Ontology annotation, cellular component: nucleus. The transcript has 40 exons. Lineage: Eukaryota; Metazoa; Chordata; Lepidosauria; Squamata; Varanidae.
CUGCUCGCCGCCUCCCCGAAGGGCCUUCCCCCAGCACGGAGGAUGGCGGCGGCGGCGGCGGCCGCUCCGACCCAGCUGGAAGCCGAGCUCUACUACCUGAUCGCGCGUUUCCUCCAGUCGGGACCUUGCAAGAAAUCCGCCCAGGUGCUGGUGGAGGAGCUGGAAGAGCACCAGUUGAUCCCUCGACGCCUGGAUUGGCAGGGCAAAGAGCACCGGAGAAACUUUGAGGACCUGGUGGCAGCCAAUGCUCACAUCCCUCCAAAUUACCUGCUCAAAAUUUGCGAGCGGAUCGGGCCCCUCUUGGACAAAGAGAUCCCACAGAGUGUGCUGGGAGUGCGGACUCUGCUAGGAGUGGGGCGGCAAUCAUUGCUUAGGGCAGCCAAAGAUUGCAGGCACACGUCAUGGAAGGGAUCGGCAUUCGCAGCGCUUCACAGAGGCAGGCCUCCCGAACUACCUGCGAACUAUGGGAAGCCACCAAAUGUGGUCAAUAUAAUCUGUGCCCGGCAGUCAACUGGAUAUGGACGCUUCAGCCAUUUGUUCCCAUCAUCCUUCUAUCAGCAUAUCAAGAUGCACAAGAGGAUUCUGGGGCAUUUAUCAUCUGUGUAUUGUGUAGCAUUUGAUCGAAGCGGGAGAAGAAUUUUCACGGGUUCGGAUGAUUGCUUGGUGAAAAUCUGGGCUACAGAUAACGGGCGGUUGCUUUCCACGCUCCGAGGACAUUCAGCUGAAAUUUCUGACAUGGCUGUGAGUUAUGAAAACACGCUCCUUGCUGCAGGCAGCUGUGACAAGGUGGUCAGAGUAUGGUGUCUUCGAACCUGUGCACCUGUUGCAGUGCUGCAGGGCCACUCAGCUUCCAUUACGUCCAUACAGUUUUCUCCAGCAAGAAAAGGAACAACUCGAUACCUCACAUCUACUGGUGCUGAUGGAACCAUCUGCUUCUGGCAAUGGCAUUUAAACACAAUGAAAUUUAAGGAUCGGCCAGUCAAAUUUGCAGAAAGGUCUAGACCUGGUGUUCAGAUAUCUUGUUCGUCUUUCAGCUCUGGUGGUAUGUUUAUAGCAACAGGGAGCACUGACCAUGUGAUAAGAAUAUAUUAUUUGGGCUCUGAAUCUCCAGAGAAAAUUGCUGAGUUAGAAUCUCAUACGGAUAAAGUAGUUGCUGUUCAGUUCUGCAACAAUGGCGAUAGAUUAAGGUUUGUCAGUGGAAGCAGAGAUGGAACAGCCCGAGUGUGGCACUAUCAAGAGCAAGAAUGGAAGAGUAUAGUUUUGGAUAUGGCUACCAAAAUGACUGGGAACAACGUGCCAUCUGGGGAGGACAAAGUAUCUAAGCUGAAGGUGACGAUGGUGACUUGGGAUCGAUACGACACCACUGUUAUCACAGCAGUCAACAACUUCCUUUUGAAAGUGUGGAACUCCUCCACAGGCCAACUUCUUCACACCUUAUCCGGCCACGAUGACGAAGUGUUCGUCUUGGAAGCUCACCCAUUUGACCAAAGGAUCAUGCUUUCUGCAGGUCAUGAUGGGAACAUUUUCAUUUGGGACCUUGAGAAAGGAACGAAAAUCCGCAAUUACUUCAACAUGAUCGAGGGCCAGGGCCACGGUGCAGUGUUUGAUUGCAAAUUCUCCCCGGAUGGUCAGCAUUUUGCCUGUACAGAUUCACAUGGACACCUUCUACUGUUUGGCUUUGGGUGCAAUAAAUAUUAUGAAAAGAUUCCAGAUCAGAUGUUCUUCCACACAGAUUAUCGCCCCCUGAUCCGUGAUGCUAAUAACUAUGUGCUAGAUGAACAAACUCAACAGGCCCCACAUCUCAUGCCUCCCCCCUUCUUGGUAGAUGUGGAUGGAAAUCCUCACCCCACAAGAUACCAACGACUGGUGCCAGGGCGGGAAAAUUGUAAAGAUGAACAACUCAUUCCUCAGCUGGGAUAUGUGGCAAAUGGUGAUGGUGAGGUGGUGGAGCAAGUGAUUGGACAGCAAACCAAUGACCACGAAGAAAGCAUCCUUGAUGGAAUGAUCAGGGAGCUGCAGCGAGAACAAGAUCUGAGGAGGCUUAGUGAAGGCGAAGCUCUUCCAAACCCUCCACAAAACCGAUCGCAGUCUAUUAACACGUUGAGAAGCCCAAGUCUGGAUAUAGCUUCCCCGCCAAACGUUGGGCUCAGGCGGAGCGGUCAGAUUGAAGGUGUCCGGCAAAUGCACAACAACGCUCCCAGAAGUCAGAUGGCCACGGAAAGAGACCUCAUGGCGUGGAGCAGGAGAGUGGUAGUGAACGAACUGCAUCCUGGGGUUAGCAGAGUUCAGGAAGAGUGCCGAGCUGCUAAAGGGGACUUGGAAAUUCAUCUCUAUACUCUUGAAAAGAAGAGAAAGCCGUCCCACAGUUUUCAGCGGAGUGACUAUCAGCCGGGCAGCGGGCGAUCCUUACGAAGAACCCAGCGCAAGCGCCAGCAUGCUUACCAAACACGCUCCACUAUCGAACAUCAUUCCCAAGGCGUAAGGAGGCGCUCGCACACCCAGGAAGACUCUGACAGUUCUUCUGAGGAAGAUGACACAGCGGGCACAAGUGAUGCAUCCGUCGAUGACAACGUGGCCGCCUGGCAGAGUGAAAGCAGCUCCAGUGAUUCAUCCAGUGAAUAUUCUGACUGGACUGCAGAUGCUGGAAUAAAUCUCCAGCCUCCAAAAAGGCAAACAAGACAGGCAGCUCGCAAAAUUUGUAGCAGCUCCGAGGAUGAAAAUGUAAAAGAUACAAAAGGGCAGGAAGAAAAACACAAAAAACCCAAACAGGCCCGAAAAAAGAAACCUAGUGGAUUACUUUCCAUCGAUGGUGAACCCACUGAGGAGUGGUUUGCUCCCCACUGGAUAUUGGAUACCAUUCCACGACGUUCCCCCUUCGUCCCACAAAUGGGGGACGAGAUAAUCUAUUUCAGGCAAGGGCAUGAAGCUUAUGUCCGUGCGGUUAGGAAAGCAAAAAUUUACAGUGUUAACAUGCAAAAGCAACCGUGGAAUAAAAUGGAACUCAGGGAACAAGAAUUUGUGAAGAUUGUGGGAAUUAAGUAUGAGGUUGGACCACCUACGCUUUGUUGCUUGAAGCUAGCCUUUCUUGAUCCCAUCGCAGGCAAAAUGACUGGUGAAUCAUUUUCCAUAAAGUACCACGACAUGCCGGACGUGAUUGAUUUCCUUGUGCUGCAUCAGUUUUACAAUGAAGCCAAAGAACGGAACUGGCAGAUCGGAGACAGAUUUCGCAGCAUAAUCGACGAUGCAUGGUGGUUUGGAACAGUAGAAAGUCAGCAGCCAUUCCAGUCUGAAUAUCCUGAUAGUUCCUUUCAGUGCUACAGCGUUCACUGGGAUAAUAAUGAAAGAGAGAAGAUGAGUCCCUGGGACAUGGAGCAGAUUCCCGAAGGAACUGCUUAUCCAGAAGAAGUCGGGGCUGGAGUCCCCGUGACAACAGAGGAACUAGCAUCUCUGCUCUACAAGCCACAGGAGGGCGAAUGGGGCUCCCAUUCCCGCGAUGAAGAAUGUGUGCGAGUCCUUCAGGGCAUCGAUCAACUUCUUUCCCUAGAUAUUGCCAACCCCUUUGCUGUCCCCGUGGACCUUAGUGCCUAUCCUCUGUAUUGCACUGUUGUUGCUUAUCCAACUGACCUCACCACAAUAAGGAGAAGACUUGAAAACAGAUUUUACCGGAGAAUAUCUGCUCUAAUGUGGGAGGUACGAUACAUUGAGCAUAACGCUAGGACCUUCAAUGAGCCCGAUAGUCCUAUAGUUAAAGCAGCCAAAAUUGUAACAGACGUCUUACUUCACUACAUUGGGGAUCAGAGUUGUACAGAUAUUCUGGAGAUCUAUAACAAAGUGAAAGCAGAAGACUUGAGCAGCACAGAGGAAGAGGAGGAGGUGGCAGAAACGUGCGCUGAUUCAGAUGGCCCGGGAACUUCCUCUGGGAAAAGAACUGUAAAACGGCAGAAUAAAGGACAGGCUUCAAAACCACAUGCCGAAGCUUGGAAUGAGCAGUGCAAGCAGUUAUUAAGCCUGAUUUAUGAACGUGAAGACUCUGAGCCAUUCCGACAACCUGUUGAUCUCUUUUCAUAUCCUGAUUAUCGAGAUAUUGUAGACACACCAAUGGACUUCAGUACUGUGAAAGAAACUUUGGAAGCUGGUAAUUACACAAACCCCCUUGAGUUCUACAAAGAUGUUCGCUUGAUAUUCUGCAACUCCAAAGCGUACACUCCUAAUAAGAAGUCAAGGAUUUACAGCAUGACACUCCGAUUAUCCGCCUUGUUUGAAAACCAUAUUAAGAACAUAAUCUCUGAGUACAAGUCUGCAGUGCAAUGCCAGAAGAAGCGAAGGCCGCGGCUACGGUACCGAAAGCGCCUCCGGAGCAGCAGCAGUUCUUCCUCAAGUAGCAGAGCGCCCAGCCCAAAGGGAAAACAAAAACAACUGAAGAUGCAGCCUAAAACAAACUCAAAUACCUCACUGCCUUUAACUAGGACUAAUUCUUCAGUUUCAUCUCAUGUUUCAGAUACUACUGAGGAACCACCUGGCUCAGCAACUGCUGAAGAAAGGGAAAGUCAUCCAUCCUCAUCUGGAUCAAACAUCCUGAAUCGUAGUGGAAAUGAUGCUGAACCAGGGAAAAACAGGCUAGUCAGAAAUAAACUGACUCCAGUUAAACAAGAUCAGCCUUCGGAAAAGCCUCUGACAAAUGGUGAUGGCAGAGAACUCCGGGCAGCCGUCAAGCGAAAGCUGUCAAGUGCAUCAGAAGAGGACGAACAGACUAGUGAGGAGAAGAAGAGAGAACAGAAGGAAAAGCCAGGUGUAUCUUCCUCAGAGAGUGGGGACUCACAAUCAGGCUCAAGUUCUGAGAGCCGUUGUGGCUCUGAUUCAGACUCUGAAUCGAGCUCCAGGACCGAUCAGGACUACGUAGAUGGAGACCACGAUUACAGCAAAUCCGUGCAAGUGAAGCCCAAGAGAAAACUCAGAAGGAACAUCUCCAACGGGCAGAGAAAUUGGCAGGGUAGAGGGACGGGGAGGAGAGGGCGGUGGGGCCGGUGGGGCCGGUGGAGCAGAGGCGGGCGAGGCAAUCGUGGAGGAAGAGGCUGUGGCAGAGGAAGAGGAGGAGGCAGGGGAGGCAGAAGAGGACGCGGGAGAGGAGCCCCGAGAGGAGCCUCCCGAGCAAAGCGCCCCAGGAUGGCGGAUGACGAAUUUGAGAAUCUUUUCAGCGGUCGCUUCAGCGAGAAUGCCUUUGGGGGCCGGUUCAGUCGGCCGCCUCGGAUUAAAACGAGGAACGAGGGCAGGCGGACUGUUUUGUAUAAUGACGAUUCAGAUAAUGACACUUUCGUGCACACGGAGGAUCCCCUGAAUCUUGGUACUUCCAGGUCAGGCAGGGUACGGAAAAUGACAGAAAAGGCCAGGGUCAGCCACCUCAUGGGCUGGAAUUAUUGACCGAGGGGAAACGGUGGAACUGGACAUGGGGGCGAGGACUUCAGAGGCUUUCUACUGCAGGGAUUUCUGCCAGAAAAUCUACUAAGCAAAUUGUGGGGGUGGGGGGGACUCCACUCACAUUUUUCUGUGGUGCUUUCCAUUUUGCCCAUAUGUUUUUUGUGUGUUUGCCGACUUCUUAUUGCCCCACGUUCUUGGCCAAAAGAAGCCUUACCCAUGUAUCCUAUAACCUGCUGCAAAAAUGCUUCCCCACACUACACCUUGAGUUGGUCACAGGGCUGUGGCAUUUGAAUCAUGUUUAUGAAGUCUCUCAUACUUGCUCUUACUUUUUCUGUGCAUUAUAGAAACAGCACCUUUUUACAGAGUUCUAAAAACAUGGUCUGCCAUUAAUUCCUCACAUACCAUAAUAUCUUUUGCACAAUACACCAGUCCUCAAGGCAGCUAUAAAAUGUUUACAGUUUCUCUAUUGUGCACAGGUUCUGGAUUAUUUGAUCUUCCCAGGCCAAACUUUCAUGAAUUUGUGAUGAACUGAAGUGUGUUCAUAGUUGGGUAUUUUGAUAUGCUUUCCUCAUUGGUUUUUAAUUCAUGCUUUAAAGAGAGGGAGAUUAAGAGAGAGGGUUGGUGCCUUGUAAUAUGUAGCAAAUCUUUGACGUGAGAUGUCUAACACAUGUUAACAAUGUUAUAACAGAAUACUUGAAAAAUACGAAUAUCUAGACACAGAGGUGCCAAAAGCAAAAGUUGACCUGCAUCAAUUUUGUUUCUGCUGUCCUCCUAUUUUUAUUGCAUUAAUCAAGAUUACCACUAAGAUGUUGACAUCAGUAUUGGAUUGACUGGCUGUUCAUGAACACUUCUUUUCCUAGUAGUUUAGCUACCUCCAGGCAUGCAAAUAAUACAACCUUUACAGUUUUCUUCAGUAAUGGGGCUGCAAUAGGUUCUAUGGAGCAGAGUCGCUCAGUAAACGACAAAAUAACUGUUAGUUGGCCUCCAGUCUGACAAUCGUACUUGAUAAAUAUUUCACGGAUUUGCUAGUUCAGAUAUUCUGUUGAGUUUGCACAUAUUUGUGCAAACUACGAUAUGAUUUCCCCCUCUGUCUGUCUCUCUCUCUCUCUCUCAUACACGCUACGCUUUGUUUCUGUUUUUAAUUUGCCCCUUACAGUGGUAACAGCAUCUUUUUUAAAACACUGUUGCCCCCAUGCUAAUGCACGUAACUGAAGCUCACACAUGUGCAUUUGAUAACAUCUCAAGGUUCCAGAAAAGAAUUCAUUUGCUCUUAUCCCAGAGAUUAAUUGAUACGGGAACUCCAGAACUUAUGCGAGACCCUAUUUUGCAAGUGUUUCCCUGUUUGUUUCGUUGAAGGAACCUGGUUGACUUGCUCCUAUUUCUUCAUUUAGGGUGACCAGCUUUUUGCGGUUGACAUGAGCAGGGAGUCUCACAUUGGCAGGGUUUGGAUGACAGUGGAAGUGUAUGGUUUGAUACUGAAAAAGCAAAGUGCACAAGUGGUUUAACAAUAUGUUAAUUUAAGGGAAAUUGAGGGUUGAAGAACUAUUCUUUUCCUGCUCCUCAAGCAUUUAACAGCACAUUAAUGUUUUGAAUGGUGCUUUCCCCCCAUGCCCCCGAGAUGAAAGAACUUACGUUUUCCUAUUUUUUGUAAUCUGCAAUAUAGGAGAAUUGAGUGGAGGAAAGAGGAACAGGAGGCCCAAAUAAAAUGAUGGGUAUAUCAUGUGGAUCCUUUCCCCCCGGUCUUGCGGGCAAAGUCCUUGCCUAACACUGUUGGUCACAGUUGGCAAACUUCCACACAACAACAGUAGGAUUACUUGCAUGCUAUGUUCAACCAAAUGCACACACAGAAAUCGCUUAGGUAUCCUAAGUGUGAAUGGACAUGUUUAAACAACCACAGUCAGACGGAAAGCUGUUUGCCAAAGUGUUAAGGACCAUGUGGGCAAACAUGAAAUACUGUCAUGGAUAAGUGACGGAGCAUUUCUAGACGGCCUUAGUUUAGAUGCUAGUCCGACAGCCUCAUGGAGUGCACAGUUGUGCUAGUUCAGUCACUUCUUUUGCCCAUGGGAAGCCUGAGGUGCACACGGAGCUCUCGGCCCCCAACACGGCUCCGUCCUGCUUGGUCCUCUUUGCAUGUGGAUCUGCUCCCCUUAGUGAAAUCACGGAGCAGUAGCCUGAAUACACGAGGCCCUUCUAUCCAUCUGCAAGUAUGCAUGGCUCUAGCUCAGGACGGGCGAGUAAGGAGUCUCCCAGUUCGGAACAGCGCUUCAGAUUUACAUGCCGGGGGCAAAUUUAAAAGGGCUCUCAUAUCAGCCUCUUCCUCCACUAGAACAUCAUGGGUGUUUGAAUUUCAGUAUAUAACCCCACCAAGGGUAUGCAUAACCACCAUGGGAACAAAUAAUGUUAUCUCAAUAAAUUGAUAUUCUGGGCCAUAGAAGUUUUGUAUAUUUUUUCCUCUUGCUGAAACCAGUUGUUAUUGUACUCAGUGUGAAGAAUUCUUUCUUGGGGGAGAGAGAGACUGUGCAUUGUUGCUGUUUCCUCUCUAAAAUAUAGAUGUACUUUUUAGCAGCAAUUAGUAUAUGGAUGAAAAACCUUCAGUGGUUUCUCGUCCGUAGGUGUAAUUAUCUAAUGUGCAGAUGAUAGCCUAGCGAAAUCAUUUCAUUGAUUAGAAGCGAGUUUUCUAAACUGACAAAGAGCUAGGCAGCAAAGAUGUGAAAACAGCAGAGGCUUCACCUGUUCUAAAAGAUCAGAGAGUUUCUUGUGCACGGGAAAUCAGAUGCAUGGGAGAAAGUAGGUGAAACUUUGAGUUAGGUUAUUUGGAUAGCGUUCAAUGAGGAUUCCUCCCUAGCCCUGCUUAUUUUGUUUUUAUUGUGGCUGCUCAAGGAUACCAAGUGCUGUUCAUGAGUCAUCUCGAUGUGUGAAUCAUUUGGAAAUGUCUCCUCUCCAGUGUCAGAGUUAGAUAGGACCAUGUAGCAAUUUUCCUCAGGAAGAAGGAAAAAGACUGACCAAGUAAGGCCCAUUCUCCUGUAGACAGCACUCAGGACGCCAUGAUUUGUCUCCCAUCUUGUGCUCUGCCUUUUUCUGUUCCUUGCAGACGCCCCAGUACCACCUGGAGGCAGCCAUGCUUGUGUCAAGCUUUCAUGGUUACUCACUGAAUGCUUGCAGCAAAGAUCAAAUGUUUGAACUGAAUGAGCAUCCCAUCCUUAGCCAACUGAGCUUAAAAGACCCCUUGGGAUUCUUGCUUGUGUGGGAAUCAGUGUCAGCUUGCUUGGUUCUGUUCAUUUCAGUAGGUUUAUGUACUUGUAGAUAACAUAGGUUGAUAUACUAACUGUACUUCAGUAAGUUUAUGUGCAUAUUAUGCAUAUCACGAAUACAUGAUAUGUAUCUGAUUAGUUCUUCGUCCGUCCCCCCCCCCCCAGUUCUGUCUGCUUUACAGCCAUUCAGGGUGCAACCAAAGAAAUUUCCAGCCAAAUUUAAGUUUAAAUUUAAAUUUAAGAGGCGUUAAGGACAAAUUAGUGUUGACUGAUUUCUGCCACUUCCACCACAGCCCACCCAACCCCCUCUCCCAGGCCGUAAACAAGUGUCAAAUGUGAUAGUCUUCGUAUUUUUAAACCUUGCACAUCAUCUCUUCCCUUCUGCUUGGACACGAGCGCUUCAUUUGAAGGAUUUGGCCACAGCAGGACUUUUGUAUGCUUUUCCAGUCAUUUUGUAUCAGACUUGAUCCAUUCUUUGCUGCCUUCCAGUCUUGCUCCUUGUCCCUCACACUUGGGGACUCAUAUUCGUCCUCGUAUUCUUCCCAAUAGUUGUAACUGGCAAUAACUUAAGUAACUUAGUGAUUUUGAUACCAAAUUAUCUUUGACAAUAAGCCUUCCAAAAGGGGGGGAUUUAUUUAGAAAGGAAAUUCUGUUGUGUUUCAAUAGAUAAGCUACUGAAUAUCUGGGCAGAGUAAAUCUAACCCUUACAUUUUAAGGGAUUCUACAAGGUGUGCAAAACUCCAUCCAUGUACACUGGAUGUUCAGAUUCAAAAUUUAGCACAAUGUUUUGUCGCAGGUGGAAUAACUGGCUCUGUUUUAUCUGAAUUGCCCAUUGUCCCUGGCUCUUCCGCCCACAGUCUGCUUUUUACCCUUUUGACACCUUAGGUUUCUUGUGCAAUUUAGCACGUGCAUUUUGGAAGCAGUCUUUUAAAAAGGAUAGUAAUGCAUCAUCUUUAGAAAUAACCAGCAUGAAAUAGGAGGAAGUAUAAAUGACUAUUUUCACAGAUUUUGAAAUAACUAAUAGCUUUGGAUUUUUGCAUACAGGCUUUAUAGGUACAUGAAAUGUGCUGGUAUCAAAAGCAAUAUUAGGUGCUUCAUCUGAAAGUUGUUUAAUGCCUUGCUGAACUUCUGAGGUUGGGAGAACUGGGAGCUAAAUGUAUAAUGAAACCAACUCAGUUUUGGUCAGUUCUCUUUCUUUCUCAAGCAUUACCUUUAGCCACCAAGAAGCAAAGUAUCUGACUGUACUCAGUGUCGUUUUCUUGUUUCCCAUUGCUGUCUGGCAUUGCUGUUCUUUGCCACAACUGGAGUCCUCAUGGAAAAUUUCGGAGCGGUAACUUCUCCACAGGAAUCAAGGGUUCUGGUUCAAGCCUCGUGGCAAACCAUCUAAAUGUCUUGCAGAGUCAAGUGAUUCCCCCGCAUGUAGUUGAUGUUAAAAUAGUGAGGAUUUGCAAGAGCAAAGAUUAAAGUGCUCUGCUGUCUUUUUGUGGAGGAAACAUAAUGGCCUAUAAAAUGUUGCCUAUACUGUUUAGCAGCCUUAGAAACUGAUAAUGGCACAUUUCUCAGCAAUAAUCCAAAUCAUGCAAAGACGUGUGUGUUUAAUGGAUUCAUAAUGAAAUUGAGGAGAUUAACUUGAACAAUUUAUCUUUCUCUAGUUGUGCUGAUAACAUACCAGGACAAAAAGGCAUAGCGUAGGCUCAACCCUAAGGGUGUUUUGUCAACCUGUAGAGAACUGCUUCCAUUCAGUAUGUAUUGCAAUGUUAAUGCUUUUAAAGACAUGUUGAAUUGGUUUCAUAAUUGAUCCUAAGAAAUGUCAUGUGAACUUUAUUUUUUUCCUUAAAAAAAAAUCAGCCUGACAUUUCUAGACCAAUGGCUCUGUUCAACACCUAAGGGAGACUGAGUAGGAGGCACUUCCGGGGAAAGCUCUACGUUCUUUAAAAUAUGUGUCAUAAAUGUCUGCAUUUAUAAGAAGUCACUUUUCAAAUAUGACUAUAACAGAUGUUUACAUUUUAAAAAAAGAUACCAAUCGGCAAUGUUUUUAACAAUUCUAUUUUUGAAAGAGAUUGCCCGGAGUUAAAGAACAAUAUUGAACCUGUACAGCUUAGCCCACAGCAAAUUCGUGUCAUGGGAUCCCAGUGAAAAUGCUAUCAGUGCAACGCACGUUGGUCCGCUCUUGUGCAAGCUCCUUUAAAUCAACAGGAAGCACUCGUGAGCCAUGUCUUGGCACGCUCUUUUUUAUUUCCAUGGGGUGUGCCAGGAAAGAUCCCUGCUGGGAUGCGGCCUGUAUUUUCCAAUGGAAUUGCUGUCACAGCCUUAACCUAUAGUGUUAUAUAUGAUGGUGCUUAUAAAUACAUGUAUAUGCAUGGAAGUGGGUGAGUCAUUUUCAGACAGUGUUUAAGCAAAGGAACUGGAAGUCCUAUAGACCUGUUGCAUACCAGUUAUAAGGUUUUUGUAUUUCUCAUCAUCCCAAUAUCUAAACUCAGUAACACAUUAAGAAUAGUAGGCCUCAAUCUUGGUUAGAUUAUAGUUCACGUCUUCCUUAUUUUCCCUCCCCCCACGAAGGAGGCCUGUGAGGAUGUAGGAUAAGGGUGUUUGCAAUGUGAUAGAAUGAAAGUGAUUGUUAAUAUUUGAAUGUGGUGGUAACAUAUCUUGACUAAAUAGUAUUUAGUGGCCAUGUUUCCAUAUCCCAGGCUUUUUUUCAGUCUUUUUUAAAUGUCAUGCCUUCCCCCCACCCCCGCCUCUUUUUAGUAAAGCACUUUCCCAGUUGCUUUGCAUAUCUUUUGGAACAAUUCUUCUUUCCUUGCUGACCGCUGGCCUGACUGACGAAAGUCGGAGUCCAGCAUUGGCAGAGUACCAGGUCAGGGAAAAGAUGAUGAAACUUCAACAUAAACGUAGUUUAGAACUAACCAUUUGGAGUUCAUUUGUUUACAGUUGACCUAGGCACACUCGUGUGUUUGUGACGUCAAAUGCGCCACCAAAAUAGAAGAGAAAAAGUGUACACAAACUGGUUUCAAUUGAUAUUGUUUUGCUUCUCUCUUAAUUUCAGGGGAUGCUCUUUGUUCAUAUCUUUACAUCUGCUAUCUCAGGUCCCUUUAAAACUGAAAUGCUUCAGGGAUUUUUAAUGCCACUUGAUGAUGGCAGACCAAAUGUAAUAUUUAUAUGCAAUGAGCUAUUAGUUUUUUGUAUUGUAAAAAAUGUAAAUUUGUAAAAAAAAUUUCUUAGAGAUUUUUGGGAGGGAGGGGGAGUGGGGGAGGGAUGCCACUUAAUGUAAUUUAGGAUGUUUCAUUUUCCAGCUGUGGGAUUAUCUUAAUAAAAAAAAACUCAUUCUCAUG